CAGUCAGUCAAACAUCAUCUGGGUGUCAACUCAUAGCCCCAGGCUAAUAGCUAUAUAUCGGAGAUAAAAUUUCACGAUUUGAGUUUUUGAUGAAAAUAAGCUAUUUCAUCAUACAUAUUCUUACGAAUUUCAUCAUAGGAUUUGUUGAGGAUACAUUUGUUGCAUUAUUUGCCAACUUUGAGCAUCGAUCUUAAAUUUGGUGAAGUUAGUUUCAUUUUUGAAUUUGUGAUAGUGUUAUAUAUUAAAGACACUAGACGUGUUUUCAGGACUAUUUUAUUUGGCGAUAAUCUCGUUCGGAAGAAACAAAGUUAAGUGUGUAGUCCAUGGAGUGCUGGUCUUUGCUAUUUCAUGCUUUUAGAUGCUGAUGUACUCCUAUGCUUGGCACCUGUGAUAUAGCUGCAACCGGCUGGAGUAAAUACUUAUAUUUGAGUGAAUAGACCUAAAUUGGGGUCACAAAUUUUCUUUGGAGAAGACGCAGCAAUCCAUGUUGCUUAGACUGCAUGACGACUCAGGCACAAAAUCUUCUGUGAUUUUCACACCGUGGAUAAAAUUUUACGCUUUAAUCAAUAUUUGAAAGGUCAAAAACAUUAUAUGACCACACAGCAGUCUCCUCUGGUUUUGAGAGUCGGUCUGUUCUUAUAGACAUGAUUGAUGGAAUCGAACCAGCUCUGAAGAUGAGGGAUCUGGACUUCUUUAAGACAAUGCCUUCACAAUUGGAUAGGGCGCCAUCUUUUAGCAGGGUGAAAAAAGAGGUUGGUAGAGCCCAUCCUCAUGUAGCCCAGCAGGCCUGGACAUCUUCAGAAUAUCAAGGGUCGCUGAGCAUACCGUCACACGACCCAUCGCGUGUCACACGGGACUCUACCUUCAACGCCAGGAAUCCUGGUGCAAAACUCGGCAAACCUGAUGAGGUUAGCUUGAAAAGUCUUGCACUCACAAGAUCAGGUCAGCCUGGAUUAUUUGACGAUUGCGACAGCGUACCAAGAUUACGGACAAAGCGGCGGAAUAGUCUAUCUGCAUACUUGCCGAGUCGAGGUGUGAAUAACACGCAAAGUUUCACGGGUUCUGACAGUUAUCAAUCCCAGGCCAGUCGGAAUAGUUUUCACCAGGUCUACAGUCAGAAAUUCCAAAGUGACGAAAUACAAUUGCAGGGUGAUGCAUCAUGCGAUCAAAAUUGUAACGAUAUCAAUCAGCUUGAGUUGAGUUUGAGCCGAGAUUUGACAGGUGGGAGGCGAGUCAGUCGAAGGCAUUCAGUAGCCUCGCUUUCAGAAUCAUAUUCUUUGGGGAACCUCUCGAACUUUGAUCAGACAUCAGAGUACUUUUCAAGGCAUGGAAAUAAUUCAGAACAGGCCCAAAAGAGGGAGUUUUUAAAACCAAAAUCCACACGAAGAGGUUCUUACACUGAUGUUGAUAUCGACCAUAACCUUGUAAACAGUGGCCCAUGGUGUCAGAAACAGGAACCAGGGCAUAGAAACCAACAUGGUUGCAGCACUAGAGAGCCUCAAUCUGGACAAAAUAGCUCAGCACGUAAACGUCGGAGGGCCUCAUGUAGUGUUAUCUCAGAUGCUGAGACUAAAAACAUUGUCCAACAAAGUGACGAAGGAUUACAGGAUUUAAUCCAUGCUCUACGACGGGAUAUAAAUCCACAGAAUUGCACACCUCCCACAAAAGUACCCGAAAAGUCAAAUACAGAAUUCCGGAACAGGAUACCAAUUGCAAAGGAGAGUUCCAGUCUGUUGAUAUCUAAUCAAAACUUGCUCUCCGGAUCACAGGUCCAAGUGCAGAAUACAGCACUAGAGCAUUCCAGAAGUCCUAUUGCGAUACAUCUUCCUGAUUCUGGCGCUUGUUCUGUGACGCAGAGACAAGAAUCGGUAAAAAGACGGCCCUCUUUUAAAGACACACACAUCAGUUUAGUUUAUUCAAGAGAUUUCAACGUUGAUGAUUCAUUAGAGGACGUACUGAAGUGUGCUCAGUCGGGCCUUGGUGCAAACUUCUCGACCGAUUUGUUCAAAAAUGAAAAGAAACAUAAUCUUGUAAAUUCUCAAGGUCACACUAAGGUCAACUUUCAAGGUCAAACUGUAGUUGAAUCUCAAAGUGACUUAAACAUCAGAGCUCAAGGUUGUACAAAGGAUAAAUCAUCGACAACUAAGGAGACAUGUUACAUUAAGGAGAGUUCAAAAACUGCAUCCGAAUCUACUCAUUUGAAUAAAGUAUCAUCAACUAGAAACUUAAAACAAAACAAAACAGAAACAGUUAAAAACAAGUCUUUAUAUGUAGAAAGCAAAUCUGCUCAAAGUGACACAGUUUCAGAAGAAAGUGACUCCUGUUCCGAAUCUGAACAAAGUGAUAUUUGUGGAGAGAAAGGGUUAACACAUAAGCGUAAACCUAGCCCAGGACAUGAAAACAAGCCUAGUCUUAAGAAGGAACAUUGUGAUCGUCAGAUAGAAGUUGACCGUGCGGAAGGGAUAAAUUACACAGGGGGACAUGAAGCCAAUGGAACGUGUGUAAUUAAUUCCGAAACGAGCAAAAAAUUGUCUCGGGAUACCGGUAUCGACAAUUUUUGCCUGAAAGGUUUUGGUAAUGGUGACGUUGUUGUACCAGAACACAAAACAAGUGCAGGGCAUUGUGUCACUAUUAGUUGUGACUGUGAAGACCUUAGUAGUGAAACGAAAUCUUUCGAUAAUGACUAUGUACAAAGUGGUUCUUGGAACAAUUCCACAAAGGGAAAAUGUCUUAGGUAUUCAGAAAGUGAGUCGGGGAAUACACCUUUUGGUAAAGGGCCUGUGAAGUUUGAGCCAAGGAGUAGUACACCUGGUCGGGAUAGACCAAGGAGCUAUUCUUUAGAUUCAGGGACACAGGAGUUAGUUCGACUGGAUUGUGUGGCAUCUGAAGACGACAGUACAUCGGGUAGUGAUUUGUCUGAUGUCGAACCUAGUUCUAUAGAUUCUGAAUCAAGUGAAGAGUCUGUCAAAGAAAACAAGGUUGUAACUGAAAGUAGUCCCAAGGAAACAAAAACAAAAAAGAUUUCUGUGUUUUCAAAAAUCAGGCGAAGUCUGACAGCACCAGAUGCAUUAUUCAAAUUUUUAAAGAAACCUGUGCGUAAAACACAACUACUCUCCUCCAACCAAAUCUAUACAAUCAGUGAGGAAAUAUCUCCAGAGGGUGUGAGUGUUCCGCAAGAGGAAAACCAGAAAACGAAACUCCACGGUAGUGCAAGUGAGCGCCCAAAAUCGGUUUCCGAUGAAGCACAACUAGAUGAGGCAUUCGAGACCUUUGCUGAAACAGCAAAGCAGAGGCUGAAGUUGAGAGAGAAGAAUGAAGGUGGACCUGAAUCCUCUGUUUCGCCUAAGAAGGUAAUAUCUCUGUUGCGGAGAAAAUCAUUGUACGACGCUCCAGAAAUUUUUGAGAAGUUUGUGAGCGUUGUUGAUAAAGCUGGUGAUAUCCAGUCACAGGAGAGUAUCUUUUCCAGUGGUACAACUGGGACCAGUGAUAGCGUUUUCGAACAAGGCAAAUCGGAUGACAUUUCUUCAACCGGUGAAACUGACAAUGAGGACAGCGAAUCUUCAUCAGAAGACGAUACUGAGGAGUAUACUGAGAUCUCCUUUUUCAACCGGUUCUCAGCGGCACGGACUUCUGUGAGACGUGCAUCGAUUGACUUUGGUUGCCUAGACCUUGUCAACAGGGCACAGAAAGGUAACCAACUUGAGAAUAUUUCUGUGUCCGCUUCCCUUAGUGACCAUAAUCUCGAGGAGCGAACCAGGAGGUUGAACAGACGGUGUAGCGAUGGGCGUAUAAUGGGUUACGCCAUGGCACAAAACCAGUCUUCCCAGAAUACAGAGCAAACCAAGAUGGUUGCAAAAGCCGGAAGUAGCAGUGAUGCAAUGCGUGAGUUUGGGCGGCAUUUGCCCAACCAAGAUUCGGACCAAUUGGUUGGCAAGAUAGGCAACGGAAAAUCUGUGGCACGGUCUGAUUCAGAUUCAUCUGCACCGUCCGCUGGGGAUGCACCACAGCCGUCCCGAACAGCUCAGGUGCUAGCCAAUCCUAGCAUAAGACGAUAUCUGCUGCAAUCACAAGCACGACCUAGCUCAAGGCCUGGGUCAAGGUCAUCUAGUCCUGGAUUAACUGAUUCCGGGCCACAAUCCCCAAAAUCCAAAAAUCUACUAUCGAAGACUGAAUUCUUCUUUUCCUCUUCGGAGAAUUCACCAAAUGAUUCACCGCGGGGAUCUGUCUCAGAGUAUAGUGGCGACUCCUUGAAGCGAUCGUUCAGAAAGGACACUCGUGAUACUGGUCCCAUCAUGUCGCGCUUGCACCAGAGGCGUAGCAGCUCUGAGAUGAAUCUAGAUCAAAUUGGGUUAUUGGAUCCAGGAAAAGUAGAAACAUCCAAAUCUGGGCGCUCGCUUACUGAUCCAUUUCCUGAGAGGUCACGAUCACCACGCGAGAUCUUAGAACUCUCACAGCGAUCGUAUUCUGAAGCGUCUGACAAUCCACCAGAUAUGACUUCAAAACAUUAUUCCGAUCCGACAUUCCAGGACAUUAUGAAACGUAGCUCCCUCAAAUCGAAAUUCCACAUUCCAACAUUCGAGGAAUUCAAACUGAAAAAGAAAACCACUUUUUCUAGCACGUUGGAUUAUAUUGGUCAGUCACGAAUGAACCAAUCAAAGUCUUCCUCUCAUCAGCCAAUCAAAGGAGUUCAUUCUAAACUUUUGGUUGAGCAAGUAAGGCAUGCGCGUUCCAUGACCGCUUUGCAUGAACUUGACAAAGAAUCAGAGGAUGAUGAACUCAUCUGCUCAAAAGAGGGUGCUUCCAAUAAAUGUAAACAAACAAUCUCGGGCUCAGCAGACGCCAAAAUUGGCUUGGCAGACGGAAGGCCUAAAGAUGUAACUUUGAAUGAAAAUGUUGUGCAGGCUGUGCAGAAUUCAGGUUGUGGGACUUUGAAUACUAGCAGUGUUCUUAAAGCUCCUCCUAGGAGGCGCCAUAGGUCAUCAGAUAGCCGCAAAAGUGAUGAGGGGUUGUCGCCGAGAGGCGGGAGUGAUGCGUCACCACGACGACCCAAGUCAAUGUACGUGGAUGGUCCAAAUGAAGAGGUCAGAGUUGACCUGCGUAGGACUGGAUCAGAACAAAUGUUGGCAUCAGAAAGUUCAUACGCAUGGCCAGAAUCACAGACUAAUACUGUGUGCCACAAAACUCCAGCAACACAGGAAGGGAGUUUAAGUGUACCUGGGGUGACUGUGACCGAAUCCGAUGUAGAUGCAUGUGCUAGGCCUAAGAGGCCAGAUAGGAAACAGAGAAAAAAGAGUAAAUCUAUGAUUGAGAUUUCAAAGACCGACUUGGAUGCCUUGCAGCAGGCUCAUCAAGGUCAUGUUGAACUUCAGAAUCGAUUAGAUUCAUGUGAACGCUCGAAUAGUGAAAGGGCUACGACCAAGAGCCAUCGUCACAGGCUGAGGUCAGAAAGUUCAGAAGGUGACCUUGACCUAAGUCAAGGUCAUAAAGAGAAGCACAAGAGACAUAAAUCUGGGGAAAAGGUAUCGAAAACAAAAUCUGAAGCUCCACUGGUUGAAUUGGUAAAGGAUGGACAUAGACGCUCAAAAAGUGAAAAGGCUCACAGGGUCAAAGAAUCUUGUGGGAAACGGCAUCAAACUGAUACGUGUGUACGAGCCAGUGACUUUGUCGAUGGCGGCAUUGGAAAGGAUGCUGCUUCCAAUUGCAACUCCCAGCAUUUAAAACUAGACCUUAGUGCUAUGAAUUAUGACUCUUCAAGUCCAGUUCCCUCGCCACGAGACGAUGAAGAAGUCUUGUCACCACGUGCGCGGAAAAGCAAAUCGAGGAAAUCGCAUAAAUCAAGUGCGAAAAGUAGCGAGGACCUUGCAAAUAAUGAAUUAUCUGUUCUGAAUAGUGCGAAAAAGUUGCUGAAGGCUCAUAGUAUGGACAAUCUGAACGUUCUGAAGAAACAUAGCAAACAGGACAAGGAUAAGAAGGUCAAAGGUCAACGACCAGUUAGCAUGGGUAUUCCAGUUAACAUCGACUUUGAGGACGAGGCAAUUGGUCAAGAAGUGGCGUCACAUGUUAGGAGGACUGACCAUGGGGGCGAGCAUCGGCUGAGAGUGCCCUACGAUACUGAAAGCAAGAGUAUCGUGACCCGGUCGACGUCUGAUGUCUCCGAUGUCAGAAAGGAGGAGAAGAGGAGGCAGAAGAACAAGAAGAUACGGUCGUCGAAUAGCGACCCCUUUGAUGAGAAGGGGAGACGAUCACAACCAAAACUCAGAGAAGCUCGCAGUCAUCAACAACUGGUCCCGGAUUCCUCGGACACACACUUCCUUGAAUCAUCACACAGCUUCCAGAGUAUCGGAAACAUGGAUGAAGAGGAUGACACCAGCACAGAGGUUCCGGUAAAAAAGUCAUCGGGGAGAAAACCGAAGAAAACCAGUAACGUCAGUACAACCAGUGUCGAUAGUGGCGUGAUUGGCCACGAUGGGUCACAUGACAAUGACGAGCUGUCACCGUGUAAGGAUGGUACCUUCAUUAUCGACGUGGAACGGGUCGAUAGCGGUGUUGGUAGCGAGACAAAAUAUACGAAUAAGAAGGAGAGGAAACAGAGGGAGGGCCUAGUCUGUGUCGACUGCGACAAGCUCAUCCCAGAUAACGACGACAUCAUCACAGAGGUCGCCACCAUCUGUAAAAAGUGCUUAUCACGCCGCACGGAACGUAAGGAGACGAUACAGGAAAUCAUCGAGACUGAGGUCAGCUAUGGGCGGGACUUGAAAAUAAUUAAGGAAGAGUUCUACACGCCGAUGCAAAAAGCGUCGCUGUUGACCUCGGAGCAGAUACAAGCAGUGUUUCUAAAUUUCAUGGAUUUAAUGGACAUCAACGAUAAGUUUGCGGACUUUUUGCAGGAUGCAAUCGAGAAUGCAAAUGAGCAAGGUGACGAGGAUUACCACACUGUCCAAAUCGGCAAAAUCUUCCUGGAUUUCUCGUUCAUGUUUAUUGCAUUUGAAAAUUACUGCGUUAACCAAUCAUCUGCCAGCCUCCUUCUGGAACAGAUGGAGAAAGAGCGGGAACUUCUGCGGAUAUUUCUGCGCGUGUCCCAGCGGGAUAAUCAACUCUUGCGUCGGAUGAACCUCAAGUCAUUCUUAAUGGUGCCUGUACAGAGAAUAGUCAAGUAUCCCCUGCUCCUGACUCGGUUAUACAAGUCGACUCCCCUCCACAACACAGACAGAGCACUCAUCAAAGAAGCUCAGUUGAAGAUUGAGGAAAUAUUAGACCAUAUAAAUGCAUCUGCAAAAGGUGGCAGCAGUGGUACCAGAGCCAGAACGAAAGGUUCAAUUAUGCGACGAGGGGCACCAGGAGCUGCGGCAGAGAGCGUCGAGAUACAGAAAGUUGCAUUUGAGACGAUCGGGCAGAAUCGCAAUGACGCAUUUUGUGUGAUAAUGGGGAGGUUAAGUUACGCCACCCCAACGGAACAAGGCCACUGGACCAAGAAGGGCAAGGGCCUCAAAUUCAGCCCCUUACAGGCUGUGGUGCUAGCUUUAGGAAAGAAUAAGUCGGAAUACAGCGUAGAAGAAGAUUUGCUCCUCUUUCCAAAGAAGAGUCACACAACAGAGGCGUUGAUGGUACUACUCAAGGAAAAGAACGGGAAAUACGUCCCAGCGCGGGAACCCCUGUCGCUUGAUAAGUGCGUCGUUUGUAUGGAUCCCGACUUUGACGAGGUAUUUGAGGUGCACGAAAUCAACAAGGAGACGUUAUUUUUCAAGGCUGACGAAACCAAAGAAAACGUGACCUGGGUCCGCCAUCUAAAAUACCAGGCGAAAGGUGUUGGCGCGUGGCGACGAAGACGGCAUGCUCUGGCCAACAUCAUGUUCAGUAAAGCGUAACCAAGACGAGGACGCCACCUAUCUAUAGUCAUUUGAACUGCUAGCUGUGAUAAUUGCAACUUAUCCUAACGGAUAUCUCAAACUGACUAUUAUUCAUGUGAUUGGUUAUUGUUCAGUGCGGACCAAAGACUUUGGAACUGUCACAGAAUAUACUAACUUUAAAGAAUGUGAGGGUCAACCCAAACGUAAAUUUCGCCUAUCAAACAGAAAUAGAUUUGAAAAAAUGACGACCCUCUAUUGGUUUUUGGGAGGAACGGAGGGCUUCUGAAAUGGCCCCGUACUAUAAUGUGCUGGUUUCUUCAUGAUUUCCUUGAUUUGAAUUCUGUUUGAACUUCAUGGAUUCUGUGUGGCAGCAAAGGCAAAUGUGUGCACAAUUUCUUGGAUAAAGGUUUUUUAUCUCAACAAAGGACUGGAAAACUGAAAUGGUUCAAACUUUAGACCAGGAUGACGAUAAUACAAGUUACUGUAGCUAUAGAGAUGCGCAAUGUCAUGGUAAACUCCAUUUGGCCGUGGAAUAUGUAAAUAUUUGGCGACAUCAAAAUGGCCAUGGGUAUUUUUACCAAGCAGAGCACAAGACUAUUUAUUCACCUAUUGUCAUCAUAAGCCUCUGAACAAUUUUAAACAAGUCACUAGGUCGCCAACUAAAAUUCAUUUAACGUUACUACUUGACUGGGAAUAUUUUUGGUGGAUGUUUUCCCUGCAUGAUUUUAACUUAUAUUAAACAUUUAAGGCGUAAACCAACUUGGUUUUUUUCUCCAACCCAUUGUCUAUCGAAAUUGAACCUGUAUGGUCGUAAAUAACCACAAGCCUCAUAUCUCUCUUCUUGAUCACCCAUAAAUAGACUUGGAUUAGUGAAACUAGCAAAACUAACAACAGAAUCAAAGCUACCAUACCAGGUACAGAAAUCUAGUAUAGAUGGAGAUACAUCAGAAAAUUAUUACUUCCCAAUCGCACCUUUCCGAGACCAUGAAUAAAAAGUAUGGUUACUGUGUCUGUAACUAUAACCAAGCAUAAAUAUUCUCUCUGUAACUAAUGUGUCUAAAUGUAUAUAAGAGUUGUAUUUAUAAAAUGUGUACAAAUAGAUAUAAAUAAAUUUAA
This is a messenger RNA of Lineus longissimus, 8963 nucleotides long. RefSeq lists its product as uncharacterized. Gene Ontology annotation, molecular function: guanyl-nucleotide exchange factor activity. Lineage: Eukaryota; Metazoa; Nemertea; Pilidiophora; Heteronemertea; Lineidae. The transcript has 12 exons. The coding region runs from base 645 to 7865 and encodes 2406 amino acids. Gene Ontology annotation, biological process: positive regulation of Rho protein signal transduction. The record is from RefSeq and is a predicted model, not a curated record.